AAAAAAAACAAAAAUUUUGUCCAUUGUUCAUUCUUUUUCUUUGUGGGUAUCCAAUGGAUAUAAUAAUAUUUUGCUCCAAAUUAAUUAUUACAAGUUAUUAAAAUUGUGACCAAUUACUUACGACAAUGGAUGUGGACGAUUCUGCUGUGGACUUAAGUGUCAGGUCGUUACCACCUGAAUUGAGUGAACUCAGGGCACUGACAGCAAGUGGUCUAACAAUAACACCAGCCCAACCUCCUCCUCAUGGCGCGAGUGGUCGUCGCGUGUUGCGGCCGCGCUCCGAACAGCGCAGUUAUGCGGAGAGCCCCGACAUCGUAUUGUUGCCGGCUGCUCCCCCGCAUCGCAAGCCCUCUAUUCCCACACCAGCGCCUUUCACAGAUGUGAGCAGCAAACUGAACGCAAGCGCAGUGAACGUAUCAAUAACUCCCAGCUCAGUGCCGAUCGCACCAGAGUCACCGCGCGAUCCUCGAGACGAAGAAGACUCGGAAGAUGACGAGAAUGAACCACCGCUACCGCUUCUUGGGCAUAAAGAGUUGUCAAGCGCUGAGAUAUGGGAGAGGGAGCGUCGCAUGCGCGCGCUCCGCGAGAAGCUUCGCGCCGAAGAGACGCGUCUGGUGCUGCUGAGGAAGAUCCGGCAGUCGCAGCAGGCCACUGGCUUGCCGCCGGCCAAGGAGGCGUCGUCGGGCACGGCGCUGGCAGGCAGCGGCUGCGUGGUGCCGCCCGGCGUCACCGUUACGCCCGCCCCGCCGCCCGCCCACCAGCACACUAAGCGUACGAGCAACGCGAGCGGCGCGGUCAACAGCGCGGCGAGCGGCUCCUCGCGCCGCUCGUCGAGCCUGCCCGGCGGCGCCACGCUCACGCCCGGGCCCUACCGCUCACAGUCGUCAAGCAGCGGCGGCGCUAGCAUCACACCCUCUGUGACCAUCACUCCAGCACCGCCUCCAGCUUCACAACAUGUCUCCAAGCCUGCUCAGGAUAAUUCGUCUGUCACGAGUAGUACUAGCGAUGCCGCAAGCUCUCGCAGCUCGGAGGAGGCGCAGACGCCGGCACAGCGGCAAGCGGCUGCCAAGCUGGCGCUACGCAAGCAGCUCGAGAAGACGCUCCUGCAGAUCCCGCCCCCGAAACCACCGCCACCUGAGAUGAACUUCAUCCCAUCGCCGAGCAACACGGACUUCGUGUACCUCGUGGGCCUUGAGCAUGUCGUCGAUUACAUUACCAAUGAGGACCGCAUGCCGCGGUCGACUGUGCCGGCGGUGUGUGCGCAGUGCGGAUGCGAUUUCACCCCCGUGUGGCGGUGGGAGCGCGCGGCACCGCACGCCCGCCGUCCGGACGCAACAUUUGCACCCGCUCCCGCGCCCGCUUCCGCUAGCGCUUCUGCUGCACGUCGCCUCUGCGAGCUGUGCGUCUCUGGGAACGUCAAGCGCGCGCUCAAGGCGGAGCACACGGCGCGGCUGAAGACGGCGUUCGUGCGCGCGCUGCAGCAGGAGCAGGAGAUAGAGCGGCGGCUCGCGGCGCCCGGCUCGCCGCCGCCCGCGCCGCGCACGCCGCCCGCGCACGCCGCCGCGCACCCCGCCGCGCACCCCGCCGCGCACCCCGCCGCGCACGCGCCCGCGCACGCGCCCGCGCACGCGCCCGCCGCCGCGCCGCCGCCCGCGCACUCGCACCGCAUACAGAUGUCAGUGUCGCGCGGCGGCAGCGGGCGCGCGGCGGCGCCGUCCCCCGCGCCGCCCGCGCACCCCGCGCCCGCGCCGCCCGCCGCCAAGCCCACCGCGCCGCCGCCCAGGUCGUCAUCGUCAGAGCUACGUGGCCAUCAUGCGGACCGCUCCCGUGACUCCGAGGUGCCCGCCAAGAAAGGUAAAGGGUCUUCCUCGAGUGGAACCAGCCAGGGUAGCAGCAGCAGCAAGCACCAGCAAAUGGCGGCCGCGGCAGCCGCGCAAAUGGCGUUCGAGCAGCACAGCGCGGCUGCAAUGCAGGCAUUACAACAUCAACUACUUAGAAGUCUUGGCGGUGGCGGCGGCGCAGGUGGUAUGUCGUCGGCGGCGACGGCGGCGGCCAUGAUGCAGUUCUCGCCGCUGCUCUACACUUACCAGCUAGCCAUGGCGCAGGCCUCCGCGCUAGGUAAGCGCUCGGGCAAGGGCGGCAGUAGUGGCAACAAUGCGGCCAUGGCGGCCGAGAUGCAGCGCAUGGCUGAGGCGCACCGCCAGUACCUGCUCGACAUGAUCCCCGGCCAGCACUCGCGCAAUCCCUGGCCGCAGAAGUGAGCACGCAUCAUCGCCAGAUGCGAGCGCAUAGCAGUAUAAUGCAUUUCGGAAGAGGAUAAUAAAUAUAAUAGUAAUAAUUAUUCUAAGCUAGGUAGACAAUAGCCUGUAAGAUGAUUUUCGAACAUUUUUAACAAUAGAUCGGAUUAUGCACCAUCUUAAACGAAUACGUAAUACGUAAAUCAUAUAAAAAGUAAGUUUUAUAGUAAUAUAAGUUAAAGUGUGUGCGUAAUAUUAAGGAUAAUUUGAUUUUAUAUGACAGUUUUAAAUAAUAUUAAAUAACAUUAUAAA
This is a messenger RNA of Galleria mellonella (greater wax moth), 2549 nucleotides long. RefSeq names its product transcriptional repressor p66-alpha-like. Bases 126 to 2261 code for a protein of 711 amino acids. The record is from RefSeq and is a predicted model, not a curated record. Gene Ontology annotation, cellular component: NuRD complex. Gene Ontology annotation, biological process: negative regulation of transcription by RNA polymerase II. Lineage: Eukaryota; Metazoa; Arthropoda; Insecta; Lepidoptera; Pyralidae. The transcript has 21 exons.